AUGGCCUCUGAAGAAAGUAAUACGAUCGAUCAUAAAACUAGUUCUUCCGAAUUAAAUAAUGCCUCUAACGAAGAAAAAGAUGAACUUCAACACUUAUGUCAAAUACCUCGUCUUUUCCCUUCCGAAUGGUCAUCACCACACGAAGAAGCACAAACAGCUUAUCAACGUGCAUGUCUUCUUGGCCAUAGAGAUAUUGUACAAUGUAUGUUGAAUGCUGGUACUGAAGUUGAUCAAGGUUCCCCCGGUGGUCAUUCGCGUUCUACUAUGCGUGGAGCAUUUAUGUUUGCUUGUCAAUCACGUUCGAUGCCAACAAUUCAAGCUUUACUCGACGAUGGUGCACCUGUUAACAAAUAUGGUUCAUGUUCUCUCACCUAUGCUGGCUCAUUUCUACCUAGUAUUUCUAUCCAUUAUUCAUCCAGAAUCCUACCAGUCUCUUGGGAGAAUCUCUAUCCCAUUCACUAUGCCAUUGUUGAUAAUAAUCUCGAAUUAUUAAUAAAAUUAGUUACUUCCAAUACAAAGAAGUUAGUGACAAAUCAGGGACUCAUUCCUUUGCAUAUAGCAUGUCUUUUCAAUCAAUCUGUAACAAUGAUUGAUCUAUUGCUUUCUUAUGGUGAUGCUAAUGCAGGAAUAAUAGCCAAAACAAAUAAUAACAAGUUUCCUGAUCAGCUUGCAACGGAUUCAACGAUAAUCGAAUAUCUUCGAUCUACACAGAGUUCAAUGAACCAGAGCAAAGCUUAA
Molecule: messenger RNA, 738 nt
Organism: Adineta steineri
Lineage: Eukaryota; Metazoa; Rotifera; Eurotatoria; Adinetida; Adinetidae
Source: the annotation of a GenBank genome assembly